This is a messenger RNA of Zingiber officinale, 1915 nucleotides long. Its product is annotated as interferon-related developmental regulator 2-like. The record is from RefSeq and is a predicted model, not a curated record. The transcript has 13 exons. Bases 304 to 1602 code for a protein of 432 amino acids. NCBI's taxonomy places the organism in Eukaryota, Viridiplantae, Streptophyta, Magnoliopsida, Zingiberales, Zingiberaceae.
CCUCGAUGACUCGAUCUCGCCUUCUUUUUUAGGGUUGAAUCCUCCAUCGCAGCGCUAUCUCGUUCCUUCGCCGGCUCCUCCCUAAGUCCCAAUCGCCCCUUUUGCGCUCCCUUACGUCAAGGUUUCACAUGGAUUUUUGCUUCUCCAGUGCAAUUGAUUGCUCGAUCUGCAGUUGCUCCUUCGCAAUUCCUUCUUUUCAAUACCCUUUAGCCUUCGAUUCCCCUUGUAGUCUUCGGUUUCCUCCCGUUUAGGUUCAGAUCCGGCGCUGGGAGCUCUGGUUCUGACGUUUCGGCAGCUUUCGUCAUGGGUAAAGGUAGCAGGCGAAAGGCUGCUGCGGACCAAUCCGACAGUAGCGAUGUCGAAAGCAUGAGUUCGGUAUCGACGACUUUUUCGGAGCUAACGAUGGCUAACGAAACAGAACAUGUGAACUCCCUAGAUUUCCAACUCGAAAAAUAUAUCGAUGCUCUCUACGAGAAGAGGGGAUCUGUGAGAGAGACAGCUUUGUUGGGGCUUGCUGAGGCUUUUGAAGGCCAGGUCCUCCUUCCAUUCAUUGAGAAUAAAUUUGUUACAUUGCUACAUCAGUAUCUAUCUUCAAUCAAAAAGGGUUCUGCCAAGGAGGCCUGUUUAGCUUCUCGAACCAUAGGGUUGUUGGCCAUCACCAUUGGAGCUGGAAACAGUGCUCAUGAAAUUAUGGAAGAAUCAAUAUCCCCACUUUCUCAGGCCCUUGUAUCAGGAUCAGAUAAGACAAAGAAAAAAUCAGUGAUGGAUUGCUUAGCUCUUGUCACAUUUAUAGGUGCAAAUGAUCUGGCUGAAACUGAGACGUCGUUGAAGACCAUAUGGCAAGUUAUUUAUCCCAAGUCAGGGCCGAAUGUAGGUUCAAUUAAAAAGCCAGACUCAGCUGUAUUAUCAUCCGCCAUUUCUGCAUGGUCAUUUCUUUUGACAACUAUUGGUAGUUGGAGAAUUAAUCCAGAUAGUUGGAAGGAGUCGAUUUCUUUCCUGUCUAAUCUCUUGGAAGACUCUGAUCGUUCUGUCCGAAUCGCUGCUGGAGAGGCAUUAGGUCUUUUCUUCGAGCUGGGGAUAUUUGAUAUGAACUUCCAAAAAGAAGGCACAAACAUUGAUAAACUUGAACAUGAGAUCUCAAAACAUGGAACAUUUCAUCAUUUACAAGGUUUGAAGGCUAAGAUAUUGGCAAGAGCUAGUGACCUCUCAACUGAAGCUGGUGGGAAGGGCACUGACAAGAAGAAUCUCAAUGAUCAGCGGGAUCUAUUCCAGAAGCUUUUGGAUUUUGUAGAGACUGGUGAGUGUCCUGAAACAUUGUUGAAGAUUUCAAGCAAACAAGGAUUUUUGAUGACUUCCACAUGGGCUCAGAUGAUCCAACUGAACUUCUUGAAGGGUUUUCUUGGGAAAGGCUUUUUGAAGCAUGCACAGGAUAAUGAACUACUUCAUGAUAUUUUUGAUUUUGAACAAGAUAGGACGGGAAUAUUAUCAACAAAGGAAAAGAUCUCUAGAGCGGAUGACAAAGGUUGGACACAAAAGAUGAACAAGGAUCGCAAGCUGGCUCAGGCAAGGAAACAAGGUCAUCUAAUUUUUGAAUAUGAAUAAAGAUCAAUUGGCUUCGAUGUUACAUUAGCUGGUCAUGAUUGUCGCCGUAAAAACUUUUAAAGAGUAUACUGUGAUUGUACGUUUGUCGUGAAAUGAUUGUCAUUAUGGGGCUGGUAGACGAUUUUGUUUUCUUAGUUCAUACUUGGCCUCUGUUACAUGCUACAUCGAUCCAAUAAUGGUUCUGAUGAAUAGUUGAUGUUAUAACAACAAGCCAAAGGAUCCCCAACUUAGUUGGGGAGGUUUGUUGUGUGUGCAAUUUAUGUAUUUGAUUUGGAUUGCAGUCAUAAUCAAGCAAUUGCGGUACUUUGCAGCA